This is a messenger RNA of Rotaria sp. Silwood1, 1461 nucleotides long. The record is from the annotation of a GenBank genome assembly. NCBI's taxonomy places the organism in Eukaryota, Metazoa, Rotifera, Eurotatoria, Philodinida, Philodinidae.
AUGACAACACGUACUUCAUCAUCAUCUUCAUCAGCAGCAUCUUCAGACAGUGAAGCACCAAGACGUGAGCGUAAUUUUAGUGAAACAUCAAGAGAUGUAUCUCAAAGUGAAUCCCGUGUCCUUGCUCCAUCAGCAACAAAUACUAUUGAUGGUACUUCAAUUGCUGAUACAGCAACUCUACGAACUAUUCCAUCACCAGCAAGUCAUGUAUCAAGAACAACUUCUGGUACAGGUACAGCGUACGAUUCAGUAAGCAUGGCAACAACAACUAAUACAGGUUUAACAAAUGCUACAACGCCUACACAACAACCAGCUGCUGGUGGUAUUCCUAUAAUUCGACCACCUAUUUUACAACAACAAACAAGUAUAGGUACUGGAGUUUUUGGACCACAACGACCAACUGGUUAUCCAACACAACCACCAGUAGUUCCAACAAAUGUUGUUAAUCAACAACCCAUUCGUAUUGAUGUAGCAGCAGCACAACAACAAUAUCAACAACAUGGACUUCAACCUAAAAUUAGUCCUUAUAGUGGUUCAACAGCGUCAACAAGUGGUGGAUCUUUAUCGAGUCCUGGUACUGCUUCUAUUCAACAACAACCUCAUGCAGGUCCUGCUCAUAAUAUAAUCAAUCAAGCAGAUCUUAAUAAAGUUCAUAUAAGUAAUUCUCAAGAAUUUCGUCCACAAACUCAAGGUGGUUUUAAUCAAGCUCAUGGACAAUUUUUUCAUCAUCAACAACAACAACAACCACAACAAUAUCAACAACAACAGUAUCAAACUCAACCACAAUUUUUUCCUAAUCAAAUACCAGCUCAUCAAGUUUAUAAUGAAUUACUUGGUCCUGAUGCUUUUAAAGAUGUUAUUGUAGAUAUUGAUUAUGGAGCUAUGGGAGGAUUUAAUGCUGCUUUUCAAUCAGGUAUGGAUUUUGUCGGUGGACAAUUACCACCUGGUAUUAAUGUACGUCCAGCAUAUACACCAGUUGAUGCUCUUCAUUUUCAACAACAUAUGUUUAAUACAGCACGAACAGUGCAUGCAGGUGGUGACAAUUUUAAUUUUCCUGGUGCUGGUCUAAGUGGUGACAAUUUUAAUUUUUCUGGUGCUGGUCUAAGUGGUGACAAUUUUAAUUUUUCUGGUGCUGGUCUAAGUGGUGAUAUAGGUGGUACUGGUGAUAUUUUUGGUGGACAACAAUUUGAUGUUGGUAAAGCAAUGUUUAAUCAAGCUAAUAUAAAUCUAGAUGGUACAAUUGGUGGAGAAGAAUUUCAACAAUGGGCUCAAGGUGGUGGUGGUCAACAAAAUAUUGUUGGACAACCAUACGGAGCAGCUGCUAAUUAUCAAACAAAUGUACCAAGUUAUGCUACUGGUAAUGAUAGUUUUUAUCAUGCAACUUUAUUCGAUGGAGCAGAUCCAGGUAUAGCUAAUAUUCUUCAACAAAGUGGACUUGGACAAGUUGUACCUAAUCAAUAA